Messenger RNA from Nyctereutes procyonoides (raccoon dog), 3154 nucleotides. RefSeq names its product leukotriene B4 receptor 1-like. Gene Ontology annotation, cellular component: plasma membrane. The record is from RefSeq and is a predicted model, not a curated record. The coding region runs from base 1685 to 3031 and encodes 448 amino acids. Gene Ontology annotation, molecular function: leukotriene receptor activity; complement receptor activity. The transcript is spliced from 4 exons. Gene Ontology annotation, biological process: complement receptor mediated signaling pathway; inflammatory response; phospholipase C-activating G protein-coupled receptor signaling pathway. Lineage: Eukaryota; Metazoa; Chordata; Mammalia; Carnivora; Canidae.
GGGUGGGCUGUGAGGGGAGGAUGGAUUGUGCUCCAUGGAUCCAGGAUCGCCAGGAUCCUGUCGGGGACCCUGGCUUUCCGCUUUCCUGCUUCUUCCUCCUUGAUCUAGGGGAGGGGGUGGCUCAACAUUUCUCUGGCUUUGUUCUCCAGAACUGCUCUUUGUAGCCACACUGAAUUAGGCACUUUCUCUCUCAUCUUUCUCUUUUGGCCACUUAAUGGGCAUGAAGGAAAUGUGAAGAGGGGAGGUGUCCUUUGAGGGCAUUAAGACUAACUUUUGGUGCUCUGAGUUCCAUCUCUGAUUUCAGCGACAGUUCUGGUGGACGUUUGUAUGGAAGCCCAGACUCUCACUAAGACUGAACCCAUCACAUGAAUGUAAAUCUGCUUUCCUGCCUAGGUGUCUGAAGCUGUGGCAGCCUACUCAGCCCCCUGACAAGUGUAUCAUGCCUCUGGGACAGCCCCCAAACCAUGGGGGAUACAAGCUGGGCACCAAUGCCGCGGUCUUCUGUCUUUCUGGAAGGCAUUCUGUGUAAUUCUGAGAGCUUCCUGAUCCCUACUGAAGAGACUCAAGAGCAUACUCUUCCUCGCUUUCUUUUCCCCUCUUCUCCCCUGCUCCCUCACUCCUGCUCCCUGAGCAGACCUUCCAGUUGCAGGAUUACCUGUUCCCACGCCCUUAAUUCAGGCUGUGCUUUGGAAAUAACCCAAACUGAGACAAUACUGUCCUCGCUCCCAAAGAGCCCCCAGUUCCAGCUGCUGACUGGGAAGGGGUCUUUCCCCUUACCUCAACUUUAUCAAUGUACCUGGUCUCCCUCAAAUUUCUCCGUUUCCAGGCUUUGCCUGACCUUUUCACCUAGAGGAGACUUCUUGUCAGUAUGUCUCUACUAACGUACCAUUUCCUUUCUUCUUAUCUUGUAUCUUGAUGUGGCCUGGUGUUAGGGUCUCUUCGAGGUUGUGUGUUAUGAUUCCUCAAGGAGGUUAUAAGCUCCUUGUACCUCCGUGCACCCCCAUAACUCAGCACCAAGACUGGAAGCUGUCACUAACAGCCCAGUGAGAGCCCCUGGGGAGGGGGGUGGGGGAUGACUGGGGCAGGGCCUAAGGUAAGAGAUGAGAGGUGUAGGUAGGAAGCUGAGGAAGCUGAGUUUGGGUCACCUUCUCUGCUGAGUACAGGUCAGGGAAGCCUGAGAGCAUAACAGGCGGCGGCAGGGUUGGGGUAACUGGGGCCAGAAGUAGAUGAGGGAUGAGUGCAGAUGCAUGAUCCAGAGUCAGGAUUCGGCCGUGUCCCCAUUCACCUACACGAUCAGAGAACAUUACCUGUACCCUUCAGCUUCUCCUGUUUCCCAGGGAGGCGGCCUCUCACACGCCUGGACGUGUUAGUGAUGGGAAGGAGUAGAAUGCCCGAGGGGGCCCAAGAAAGGCCUGAGAAGAGAGAGCUCCACCUCAUCGCUCCUCAUUCUCAUCUCACACUGCAAACCUGACAGGAGUAGGCACCUCACCCGCUGCUGCUGCUGUGCCUUUCGGCUUCUCCAUGCCCCUUGUAGGCCUCCAAGCCUACUAGCUCCCAGCUGGGUGCAGAAGAAUGUUGGCCUGCUAUCGGCCCCCGGGGAACGAAACGCUGCUGAGCUGGAAGGCCUCGCGGGUCACCGGCACCGCCUUCCUGCUGCUGGCGGCGCUGGUGGGGCUGCCAGGCAAUGGCUUCGUCGUGUGGAGCUUGGCAGGCUGGCGGCCCGCACGGGGGCGACCACUGGCGGCCACGCUCGCGCUGCACCUGGCGCUGGCCGACGGCGCGGUGCUGCUGCUCACGCCCCUCUUCGUGGCCUUCCUGGCGGGGCAGGCGUGGCCGCUGGGCCAGACUUAGCGGACAGCACCCAGAUCUGGGGCUGGGACCCUGGAACUGGGGCAGAUCUGGGAAUAGGCUACGCCACUCUGCCCUGACCUUGGGAUUGGCACCAGUUUCCAAACACUACCCAGCAAAGCCUGUCAGUCCUUGCAGUGGCCACGGACACCACAUCGUGAGCAGCACCUCCUCACUAGGUGUCAUGUUCAUCAUUCCGUUGACUAUCAUCCUACUGUCAGUGGCACUGGCUGUGGGGCUUCCAGGCAACAGCUUUGUGGUGUGGAGCAUCCUGGUAAAGAUGCGGAAGCGCUCUGUCACUGCCUUGUUGGUGCUGAACUUGGCUGUGGCCGACUUGGCUGUACUGCUCACUGCCCCCUUCUUCCUGCACUCUGUGGGCCAAGGCACCUGGGUUUUUGGACUGGCUGGCUGCCGUCUGUUUCACUAUGUCUGUGGCGUCAGCAUGUACGCCAGCGUCCUGCUGAUUGCCGCCAUGAGUCUGGACCGCUCGUUGGCGGUGGCCCUCCCUUUUGUGUCCCAGAAGUUUCGCACCAAGUCCGUUGUCUGGUGGGUGCUGGCAAGCAUCUGGGUGAUGUCCUUUCUGCUGGCCAUCCCCGUCAUCAUGUACCGCACCGUGCUGGCACCAAACAACCAGAGCCUGGUGUGCUUCACCAAGUACUCCAGCGAACGCCUCAGGGCUUUCCACCUGCUCUUCGAGGCCCUCACCGGCUUCCUGCUGCCCUUCCUGGUGGUGGUGGCCAGCUACUGGGACAUCAGGCGCAGGCUGCAGGCCCGGCGCUUCCGCCGCAGCCGCCGCACCGGCCGCCUGGUGGCGCUCAUCAUCCUGGCCUUCGCCGCCUUCUGGCUGCCCUACCACGUGGUGAACCUGGCCGAGGCGGGCCGGGCGCUGGCCGGCCGGGGCUCGGGGCCAGUGGGCGUGUGGCUGCGCCUGGCCCGCUCCGUGUUCAUCGCGCUGGCCUUCCUGAGCAGCAGCGUGAACCCCGUGCUGUACGCGUGCGCGGGCGGCGGCCUGCUGCGCUCCGCGGGCGUGGGCUUCGUCGCCAAGCUGUUGGAGGGCACCGGCUCCGAGGCGUCCAGCUCCCGCCGCGGGGGCACCCUGGCCCAGACGGUGAGGGGCCCCGCCGCCCCUCCCGAGCCGGGCACCUCCGAGACCCUCGCAGACUCCAUCAACCCUCUCCCAUGAAGCGAACUGAACUAGGCCUGGGAGGUGCUGCUGGUGCUGCUGGUGGGGGAAGGACAAUGGCUCUUCUCGCGGCAGAGCGCCCCCCACGUUGGCCUGACCUAGUUCUGUACCCUGAGGAGGAGG